UAAAAAUAAUAUGGAAAUGAAAAAGAGAGGAUGAAGUUGUUGAAUGAUUUGACGAGGGCGGCGACUUUUGACACAGUUCCAUUUACUUAAUUCCCAUAGUCCUCACAUAUCUCUUUGUUAUAUAAUAGCCACCAUAACCAAUUCUUCUCAUCACAAUCUUUUCAAUUAUAUCUCUCUUCAUAACAAAUAUGGCAAUGAAUGGUUUCUCAAAGAUGGCUGCAACCGCUCUUCUCCUAGUCCUGGCCAUCGUCCCAGCCACGCUCGCUGUGAAGUACACGGUCGGAGACGCUGCUCAGUGGGAUAGUGGUGUGGAUUACACAGCUUGGGUCAAAGGAAAGACUUUCAGAGUUGGUGACUCUCUAGAGUUCAAGUAUGGUCCUACACACUCAGUGAACGAAGUGAACAAAGCCGGUUACGAUAGCUGUGGAGGCACACCGAUCGAUACCCAUACUGGUGGAGACAACGAGAUUGAUCUCGAAAAAGUAGGAACACAGUACUUCAUCUGCCCUACACCUGGUCACUGUGCAAAUGGCAUGAAGCUUGCAGUUACGGUCGUAGCCGCCUCUUCCGGAACUCCAGCCGCCCCCACGCCGCCGUCUACAACUCCCGGAACUCCUUCCACACCGGGAACAACGCCGGCUGCCGGAACUCCAGGUACACCGGCUUCAGGGUCAACUUCUCCUCCUCCACCGAAGGCAAGUGGGGCAUCUAAGGGAGUGAUGAGUUACGUUUUGGUCGGAGUGUCGAUGGUGUUGGGUUAUGGUUUGUGGAUGUGAAUGGUUUAGAGAAGCCAGGGUGGAGUCAGUGCUUUUGCUUUUGAUCUUUACUUUGUUUUGGGUUGUAACUCUGUAAGAGAAUUUGAGUGUGUUUCCACGCCAUCGAUCAUCUCUUAUAAUUAGGGUUUUAAUUAUUUGGCGUCUAUCAGUUUGUCAUUUAUCACAUUCACUUCUUUUGUAUUGUUGUAAUAAAAUUAUUAUUAAUUUCACCAUUUUCUUUUUUCUCCGUGUUGUUUCAUCAUUCGUUAUCAUCUGUCAUCUAUAUAUAUCAACU
Molecule: messenger RNA, 1050 nt
Organism: Eruca vesicaria subsp. sativa (arugula)
Lineage: Eukaryota; Viridiplantae; Streptophyta; Magnoliopsida; Brassicales; Brassicaceae
Source: the annotation of a GenBank genome assembly